Molecule: messenger RNA, 1036 nt
Organism: Eurytemora carolleeae
Lineage: Eukaryota; Metazoa; Arthropoda; Copepoda; Calanoida; Temoridae
Exons: 2
Coding region: 290-865 (191 amino acids)
Source: RefSeq, a predicted model, not a curated record
AAUUGCUGCGUACGUACACUACGCGAAUAGAAACCAGUAAUUGUGUCUAUUCCGUUGGUACUGUACCUCCUCAAUGUGACUGAAAGCGUCGAGUGAUAAACAUAUAUUCGUAGUUUUUUCUUUGAAAAUGUUGCUUAAAUGCGCAAAAAAUGCAAUGGAAUUUUAUUUCAUUGUUGUUUAGGUUAUAGAUGGAACUAUAAGUUAAACAAAUUGAAGACGACAUCUGGGACGGUCCUUCAGUUCACGAUGUACAUACUGUACAGUACUGUUACACGUUUCCUCUCCCCGCAUGGACUCUCUCUCUCUCUCUCUAUGUCUCUACCUGACUCUCGUUUACAACUCAUUACCGACUAGACCUCUACGCUGUUCAGUUAUCUAUUUUUUCAGUUUCUAUACAGCCAUGCCUCCGGGUGUCCUUGACAGGACUGUUAUCUCCAGUGCUGCCUUUAACAACCCUGAUGAUCUCUCAGCAGAGGAUUUUGUAGCGCUGUCCGUCAACUCGACAGCUGAUUUCCCUACUGUGCUACUGAACAAUAUCAACUGGAACGGCGGCAUCAUAGGAUGCUUAUCUAUUACUCUCAGCUUGGACAACCUCAGAGUGGCUUCUGCCUCCUUUCACUUACUCGGUUCCCUUUGGACUGAUAAGUCCUUCAGCACUGCCAACUACUGGACCACCUCUACUCCAGCUCAGCUAUUCUUGACCAUCGAGGACCUGACUAUAUUCAAGUUCCCGCCAGGAUCUCUCUGUUCUGCUUACGUGAGCUCCUUGGACCUUGAUUUCCGGUUCACUCAGGGUAACUCUAAUGUUCCAGCAGCUCUCCUGUCUCAAGCUGGUCUUUCAAUUUCAACACUUUUGAUGCUUUGACCGUGUAGUAAAGCAUCCAAAGUGUAAUUUGAAAGCAUCAUAAUCAACAUUUGAAAGCAUCAUAAGCAAGGAGCAAUCAAAUUUGAUGCCUUAAUCACUUUUUUUAAAGAAAAUAUUAACUUCCCAGUCAAAUUAUGACUUCAUAAGCUAAGAAUUAGGAAGCAUUGUUUU